This is a messenger RNA of Chenopodium quinoa (quinoa), 954 nucleotides long. Its product is annotated as germin-like protein subfamily 1 member 1. Gene Ontology annotation, cellular component: cell wall. Bases 81 to 743 code for a protein of 220 amino acids. Gene Ontology annotation, molecular function: manganese ion binding. Lineage: Eukaryota; Viridiplantae; Streptophyta; Magnoliopsida; Caryophyllales; Amaranthaceae. The transcript has a single exon. The record is from RefSeq and is a predicted model, not a curated record.
CCCUAACCCCAUAGUAUGAUGUUCUAUGAACCUUCAACAAAAUAACACCCUUUUUUCGUAUUUUGUUCAUUUUAAUAACCAUGAAUUCUAUUAACAAGCUUAAAUUCUUUUUUAUAUUUUCUUUGUUAUUGGGCCUGACCCAAGCUGACCCACAACCACUUCAAGAUUACUGCAUUGCAGACACAACGGCCCAACCUUGUUCUUUCAUGAAUGGCCAACCGUGCUUGAAUCCGGAACUUGCUAGCCCAACACAUUUUGCAACUUCGGCCCUAUCAAAACCCGGUAACACGAGCAAGAACGCCUUUGGGUUUAGUGUCAUCCUCACCACCAACCAGAACCUCCCGGGUCACCGGACUCAAGGCCUAUCCAUGGCUCGAGUCGAUAUCGCCCCUGACGGGCUUGUACCACCCCAUGUUCACCCACGGGCCUCGGAGGUUACCACUUGCCUAAAAGGCGAUAUCUUAGUGGGCUUUGUCGAUACAUCUAAUACAAUGUAUACACAACGGUUGAGGCCUGGUGAAUCAUUUGUUUUUCCAAAGGGGUUGAUCCAUUUCCUUUAUAAUGUGGACUCAAAAAGCCCAGCAUUGGCAAUUUCUGGGCUUAGUAGUGAAAACCCAGGAACCCAAGUAGUUCCAAUUGCUACGUUUACUUCAAAGCCACCUAUGCCAGAUAGAGUGUUGGAAAAGGCUUUUAUGAUUGAUGGACAAGAAGUGGCUAGAAUCAGAAAUCACCUCCAAGGUUGAAGUCCAUGUAAAUAUGUAUAUCAAUUUUAUGAUAAUAUCAUGGAAUUACUCAAUUUAAUCAUUUUGAAGGGUUUGAUUUUUUAUUAUUAUUAUUAUUUUCUAAAAUUCAAGAAAAAUUGUACAUGAGACAAAAAGCAUUAUUUCAAUAAACAUAGCGGAAAUAUUUUUUCUCAAAAAAAAAAAAGCAAUAAAGCUGUAAGCAAAGUUAUUA